AUGGCUUUCUUUUUAUGGAUAGUAUGGCAUAGAAAGUUACCUGUUGAUGAUGUUUUGGCUUUUAUGGGGAUUAAUCUGGCUUCAAUAUGUAGAUGUUGCAUGGUUCCACAACAAGAGACUAUGAUUCAUAUGUUUUUAACUGGGGAAUUUGCAGUAGAUAUUUGGCAGGUAUUUGCAACCGCAGUAGGAGUUAAUGGUCCUUUUGUACAGAUCAAUCAAGCUAUCACUAAAUGGUGGACAGCAAAGUGCAACUCCAAGCUGAGGCCUCUUUAUCAAGCAGCUCCAUCCAUCAUUAUGUAUCAUUUGUGGAAAAGGAGAAAUACUAUUGUGCAUGGGGGGAGGAUAUCUAGAAACCAAGUAUUAUAUGGCAUUAAUCAGCACCUGGUCCAACUUGCUAAACAACUUUAUCCAGGCUUGACACUGCCAGAUAAUUGGCCACAACUGGUACAUGUUUUAGAAGUUCAUCAGCCAUAUAUCACUUGUACAACUGUGCAGUGGUUAGUUCGUCCAACAGGUUGGUUCAAGUGUAACACAGAUGGGGCUUAUAAGAGCAGUACUGGUCAGAGUUCUUCAGCUUUCUGUAUAAGAGAUAGUGCAGGGGACUUAAUGUUUGCAUGGGCAAGUACAAAAGCAGAAACAUCCUCUCUUGAGGCUGAGGCAAAGGCAAUCUUAGAAGGAGAUCUUGCAGCUGAGGCAAAGCUUAUUGUUUUAAGUGACAAAAUGCAGAUGCCAAGCUUUAGAUUCAAGACUUGGAAAACUAGGGAACCAGAUUGA
This is a messenger RNA of Lycium barbarum (goji berry), 774 nucleotides long. RefSeq lists its product as uncharacterized. The coding region runs from base 1 to 774 and encodes 257 amino acids. Gene Ontology annotation, molecular function: nucleic acid binding; RNA-DNA hybrid ribonuclease activity. The record is from RefSeq and is a predicted model, not a curated record. The transcript is spliced from 2 exons. Lineage: Eukaryota; Viridiplantae; Streptophyta; Magnoliopsida; Solanales; Solanaceae.